AUGAUGGCCCCAAGUCACAUCACUCCUUUGGAGGCAAGUCACCACCGCCAUCUCCAUCACCCUGAAGUGAUUCAGCAGCCCCGCCGAUUCGCUUGCGACCGCUGCAGGAUGCAGAAGCUUCGAUGCGAGAGAGACAUCUGGAGGCCGUCUCUCAUGCCAUGCAAGCGCUGCCGCAAAGCACGCAUGAACUGUACGAUCAGCUCGAUGGACCGUCCGAUCAGCAAGAAGAAGUCAAAAGACAGAGUCGGUCCGAUCACAAAACUCGACAAGACAGCAGCAGCAGGAAAACGCUACCCGCAAGGUGACAAUGGGAAGUCACCGGGACUGGAUGUUUCCGAACAGUCUCCCCUUGAUACUACCGCUGCCGGCUUCUACGGCGAUGCAGUAACUGAAGGAUUUAAUAUGAUGGGUGUGCCCAAGUUUGUUUCGGAGAUUGUGCCUCCAGAAGAAUGCUAUCCAGCCAGCAGCGGGUUUGAGGAGUACCCGGCUCCCAUCUUCUCAGGUUUGGUGACACCUCCCUCGAUGGAGAGCGAGCGUGAGCACCAGCUGUCACUAGAGACAACGUCGUUUAUGGUACCGCAGCAUCAGAAUUGGACUCCCAUUUCCGUCAUGACUCAGGAGCGCUUUCAUAGAGGGUUAACCAUUACGAUCACUGCAGCAUUCCCGUGCUUGGACGAUAGAAAACAAUGGUGGGACCAAGAAAACCUGCGAAGGCUGCUAGACGUCAACAUGCAUCUACUGGACUGCCAGGGUCUAGUUUCCCAAGAGCUUGCUAUGCUGGGCAACAUGGAUGCAAACGUCGCGCUGAAUAACCUCGAGUCUGCGUCACAAAACGUGAUGCGAUAUUCCCAACAGUUCCUCGACGUCGUGAAAGUUUUUAUUCACAGAGAUUUUGCAUCUAUUCCCGUGUCGAUGGCGUUCGUCUCUCAGAUGCCAACGCCAAACCAAUCGAGACGCCCUUCGCACGUCCAAGUAACAACUUCGACAGUUGAACCAGCAUUGGUUCAAGGAGGAGAUGCUUCCCUUCCUCCUCAGAUCGGCCCCGUCACUGCAGCUCAUGUAUCAUCCUCGCCUACUCAAUCGCCUUGGCAAGGAAGUCAGUUCGAGGAUGUACAAGUAUCUUUAAUACUAGCCACGAUCAACUGCUACACCUGCUUGGUCGGGAGCUAUCACAUCAUCUUAUCAUAUCUCCUUCACGAGUUAAUGGCCAUCACGACUCCGGAACAACAUCCUCAGUCGUCACCGACGUUCACAGGUUUUGCAGCCGCAUUUGCAGCCACGUCUCACAUUCCCUCAGCGGACCGAAACUCGCAGCUUCGACUGAUUUUCAAUAACUGUAUACGCAUGCUGUCACAGCUUGAGAUGAGUUUGGGCGUACCGGAGCAACAUUGCGUUGCUUCUUGGGCGCUGCCGUAUUCAACUCAACUUCUCCAUCAGCAGCAUCCUCACGAUGGGAUUCUAUCGGGUCCUGUUGCUGCGAAUCUUCUGAACGCUCUUGUCAAUCAGAGAUUCGGGCUGUGCGUCAACGGUUUGGCCACGGGCAAGAACUCAGUGAAGGAGAUCAUCUCUGCGAUCAAUCAGUUCUUCGAUCCUGUUCAACCAGUCAGUCAGGUCACCACAAUAUAA
Molecule: messenger RNA, 1626 nt
Organism: Talaromyces atroroseus
Lineage: Eukaryota; Fungi; Ascomycota; Eurotiomycetes; Eurotiales; Trichocomaceae
Exons: 2
Coding region: 1-1626 (541 amino acids)
Biological process (GO): regulation of DNA-templated transcription
Molecular function (GO): DNA-binding transcription factor activity, RNA polymerase II-specific; zinc ion binding
Source: RefSeq, a predicted model, not a curated record